AUGUUGUCUCAAGCCCUAGAUAGCGGUCGUCGUAUCAGCGGGCACAUCAUGACAUUAUUUUUGUUCACGAAGUCCGACUUGUUGACAGUUCUGAUCCCCAUCACUUUGUCUACCCUCGCAGCUGCUCCCCAUCCCAACGUAGCUCGCAUUCCAGACAUCAUCGUAUGGAUGUGGCUGCACGUCCUGAAACAUGAUAUAUAUAACCAGAUGCAAGAUCCAGAGGAGGACCAGAAAAACAAGCCUCAUCGCCCUCUCCCUGCCGGUCGUAUAACUGCACAAAAUGCGGCGGAUGUGCGCUGGCUGCUAGUGCCAGUCUGCCUGGUAUUUUCUGCGAUGUAUGGCAGCACGGCCCUCGCCUGUAGCGUUUGUCUAGAAGUCCUCAGUAUCUGGUACAAUGAGUUUGGUGGCGAUAAGACUGGGCUUUCGAAGAACCUAUUGACGGCUAUUGCAUAUACAAUUCUCGAACUAGGCGCAACGGUCGUGAUUGGGUCCAGCAUUGACAAAAUUGGGGCGUGUGGAUUUACCUUCAGCUCUAUAGUCUUUGCAACGACACUUCAUGCACAAGAUUUUAAAGAUGAGGAGGGAGAUCGGCUGACAGGAAGACGCACUCUUGUCACUCUAUUCCCUACCUUGGCACGCAUGUCCAUGAUGAUUGGCGUCCCCCUUUGGUCACUCUGCCUCAGCAGACUUUGGAAACUGGAUCUCGUCUGUUCUGUCGCAUUCGUAACAUAUGGAACGAUUGUCGGGGCGAGAUUCAUGGUUUAUAGGACUGCGAGUGCCCACAAACAAUCGUGCAAACUGUACAGCGUGAGUGAUAUCGAGUUAGAAAAUUCUACCUACUGA
Molecule: messenger RNA, 843 nt
Organism: Suillus subaureus
Lineage: Eukaryota; Fungi; Basidiomycota; Agaricomycetes; Boletales; Suillaceae
Product: UbiA prenyltransferase family
Exons: 3
Coding region: 1-843 (280 amino acids)
Cellular component (GO): membrane
Molecular function (GO): transferase activity, transferring alkyl or aryl (other than methyl) groups
Source: RefSeq, a predicted model, not a curated record